Pseudonaja textilis is the source of this 4649-nucleotide messenger RNA. RefSeq names its product synaptotagmin binding cytoplasmic RNA interacting protein (gene SYNCRIP). Lineage: Eukaryota; Metazoa; Chordata; Lepidosauria; Squamata; Elapidae. The record is from RefSeq and is a predicted model, not a curated record. Gene Ontology annotation, molecular function: RNA binding.
UCCCUGCCUGAGCGGAGUGGAAGGGGGCUGGGGUUGGCUGGUGCCAGCAGCGGCGUGAGCGCUCGAGCGGCCGCCAUUUUACGCAGGCUCCUGCACAUUCUCCGGACACGCUGAGGGAGCGGAGAAGGGGCAGCUCCUUCACUGCGCCCCCACCACCCCCUCCGGAGCUCUUUCGCUCACCAUUCAUCACCCCCGCCGCUCGCCCACACAGAUAUCUGGAAACAUGGCUUCUGAACAUGUUAAUGGGAAUGGUACUGAAGAGCCCAUGGAUACUUCUGCUGCAGUUGCCCAUUCUGAGCAUUUCCAGACAUUGCUUGAUGCUGGUUUACCACAGAAAGUUGCUGAAAAACUAGAUGAAAUUUACGUUGCAGGACUAGGUGCUCACAGUGAUUUAGAUGAAAGAGCUAUUGAAGCUUUAAAGGAAUUUAAUGAAGAAGGUGCAUUGGCAGUGCUUCAACAAUUUAAAGACAGUGAUCUCUCUCAUGUUCAGAACAAAAGUGCCUUUUUAUGUGGCGUCAUGAAAACGUAUAGACAACGAGAAAAACAAGGGGCCAAAGUGCCAGAUACCGGCAAAGGACCAGAUGAGGCAAAAAUCAAGGCUCUUUUGGAGAGAACGGGUUAUACCCUUGAUGUGACAACUGGACAGAGGAAGUAUGGUGGUCCUCCACCAGAGUGUGUCUAUUCAGGACAACAACCUUCUGUUGGCACUGAGAUAUUUGUGGGUAAAAUUCCAAGGGACUUAUUUGAGGAUGAACUUGUUCCAUUAUUUGAAAAAGCUGGACCUAUUUGGGAUCUCCGCUUAAUGAUGGAUCCCCUGACAGGUCUAAACAGGGGAUAUGCUUUUGUCACUUUUUGUAACAAAGAGGCAGCUCAGGAAGCUGUUAAAUUGUAUAACAAUCAUGAAAUUCGUUCUGGGAAACACAUUGGAGUAUGUAUCUCUGUGGCCAAUAAUAGGCUCUUUGUUGGAUCUAUCCCUAAGAGUAAAACUAAGGAGCAAAUUGUAGAAGAAUUUAGCAAAGUAACAGAGGGUCUCACAGAUGUAAUAUUGUAUCACCAACCUGAUGACAAAAAAAAGAACAGAGGCUUUUGUUUCCUUGAAUAUGAGGAUCACAAAACAGCAGCUCAAGCCAGGCGUAGGUUAAUGAGUGGAAAAGUGAAAGUUUGGGGUAAUGUUGUUACAGUUGAAUGGGCUGACCCCAUAGAAGAUCCAGAUCCUGAAGUGAUGGCAAAGGUAAAAGUGUUAUUUGUACGGAAUCUUUCAAAUUCAGUCACAGAAGAAAUACUAGAAAAGGCUUUUAGUCAAUUUGGAAAACUGGAGAGGGUGAAAAAGCUAAAAGAUUAUGCUUUUAUUCAUUUUGAUGAGCGUGAUGGUGCUGUAAAGGCUAUGGAAGGAAUGAAUGGCAAAGAUUUAGAAGGAGAAAAUAUAGAAAUUGUGUUUGCAAAGCCACCAGAUCAGAAAAGGAAAGAACGGAAAGCACAGAGACAAGCUGCCAAAAAUCAAAUGUAUGAUGAUUAUUACUACUAUGGCCCUCCUCAUAUGCCCCCACCAACAAGAGGUAGAGGUCGAGGAGGAAGAGGUGGCUAUGGAUAUCCUCCUGACUACUACGGAUAUGAAGAUUAUUAUGAUUAUUAUGGCUAUGACUACCAUAACUAUCGUGGUGGAUAUGAAGAUCCUUACUAUGGUUAUGAAGAUUUUCAAGUUGGAGCUAGAGGAAGGGGUGGUAGAGGAGCAAGGGGUGCUGCUCUUUCCAGAGGUCGCGGGGCUGCUCCUCCCCGUGGCAGAUCCGGUUAUGCACAAAGAGGUGGUCCUGGAUCAGCAAGAGGUGUUCGUGGUGCGCGAGGAGGUCCCCAGCAACAAAGAGGCCGCGGGGUACGUGGUGCAAGGGGUGGCCGCGGUGGAAAUGUAGGAGGAAAGCGCAAAGCUGAUGGGUACAACCAGCCAGAUUCCAAGCGGCGCCAGACCAAUAAUCAGAACUGGGGCUCCCAACCCAUUGCUCAGCAACCGCUCCAAGGUGGUGAUCAUUCUGCAGGGAAAAGGGGUCGAGGCCGGUCCUGACCUGUUACAAUGAAGACUGACUUGCUAAGUGGGAUUACACCAGAAGCUUGCAGUGGAGUAAUGGUAAGGAAAUCAAGCAACCUUAAGUAUUUCGGCUGUAUAGGAGCAAAUUAUUUUGUAGAAGAUCCUUCGUGUGAAGAUCAUGGAAUCAAAUAUGGGACACUUGGACUUUGAUAUAAAUUUCUAUUAAGUUUUCUCUGCAGUGCAAAUUAUAAUUCUAAAGCUAAUAUUUUCCCAAUGUGUUCAACAAAAAUUAUCUAUAGCAUGGCCUCUUAAUAAAUGUUCUGUUCUUUAAAGAAAAAAAAAAGGAAAGACCUGUCUACUUAAAGUAGAAUUUGUUUUUAAAGUUGGAUCCCUGAAGUGGUAUUCUUUACUGCUCUGAACAUUUUAUUGCAGUGAUAUUAGCUGAAUACCAUCACUGGUAUCCUUAACUCUUAUUUCUGCUCAUCAAGGUUAAUCAUGGUUGUCUAUAUGGUAAUCACUUUGAAAUGUAUUCAGAUAACAGCGGUUUCAGGUGUAAUCAUCAAAGCUGGUUGGUCAGGCAUUCCAGAUAGUGGUUCUUUUCAGAACCUUUUUUUAAAGGGUUGGUUAACUACCUCAGUAGCAGAGGAUUGAACUAUACCCUAUCUGUACUGUACAUAGAAAAUCUUUGUAGAUAAAAUCAAGGCUUGUUUAAUUUUGACAAGAGGGUAAAAUAUAUAUACCAAAUGUAACAUUCUAAGUUGCCUUUAAUUUCAGAGGCUUUGUAAAAGAUUCCCUCCUGUCCAUCAUAACAGGCCUUGUUUUUGUCGUAUUUUGUGGCUGAAAAAGCAGCCUUGCUUCUUCAGAUAUUGUAGUUAUUUGGAUGUAUCAUAGUUUAGCAAGAUGUUACUUUUUGUAAAACAUCAAAUGUUAAAAAAAAGUGCAUCAGCAACUUGUACUAAAUACUGCAGUGUCCCUUUAUAAAAGGUCAGACUAAAACUGACAGCUGUACAGUGAAGCCUGACAUUUGGAUAUUUUGAAGUUUUUCAUAAAUCAUAGAAAAUAGUAUAUGGCUGUAGUUUAGCUUUUUAGGUAAAGGUAUGUUUUCUCAUUAGUGCAUUUCUUACUGCUGAUUGCUGUAAAAACAAGCAGAUCAGCUUUCCAUUUUCUCUUUAUGCAGAUCAUGAUAAUCUGUAGAGUAGAAUACAAUCAUUUGUGCUAUGUUUUAAUUUUCUAAAGCACCUUGAUGACAGUGAGUGUUAAGUGGUGAAGCAUCCUCUAUUGAAUCACUCUUCCAAAAAGUUCUAUCAAGUCCAACUAUGCAUAGGUAAGAUACACUAUGAUCUAAUACGGACUUCACAGAAAGAGCUUUUGUUACACCUUCCCCAAAGGGAUACUGCAGUUGUUACUUACCUGUAGGCACCACAAUAAGAUCUGAGACACCGAAUUAAGGUUUUAUACACACCAGUUCCCCAGUAAAUGAAAAAAUUUAAAAAAAAUAGAUGUCAUAUGUUAAAUUGCUCAUUGCAAACAAUCAUUUUGCAUUCCUGCAAAUAAAAUUGUUUUAUACUGUAAGCUGGAGGCAAGUGUAACUUAUUUUUGUAAUAAAGUUUUUAUUUUUUUUAUGUGUCAUUAAUAUAAAUGUGUGUUAGUGCAGAAAUCUUCUGGUUUAAAAACUCGUGCGCACACAUUUCAGUAUGUUUACUUGUAUUUACAUUUUUUAGAAUAGUCAUUUCCAGUAGUCUGUCUCUCACAUUAAUUGAAAUUUUUGUUAUAUUAAUAAACCAUUUUAGUAUAUUGUAUGUCAAUUACUGGGAUAGCUGGGACAUAAAGUGUAAUUUAAAAUUUGUCAAGUAUUCAUGGGAAUAUGUAAAUGUGCCUUGCUAGUUAAGAGAAAAGCUAAGUGGCUGAUGGUAAAAAGUCAUUGCUUAAUGAAACACCUAUUGCCACAGUUUCAUAUGCUAUGCUGCCCAUGGUAAAGUUCUACUUUCUAUAUUUGAAUAAGAAAUAUGAGUGUUGCAUCAGCUUCUAAAAUCUUAAACUUGAUAGGAUGAGGUUUAUGGAAUUUAGGUUUGCUAAAUAUAGCCUUAAAUUUUGAUUUCAUUGUAAUCCUUGGUAUUGGCAAUCCUAGUGCCAAGGAGGUUGAAAUGCUCCCUUCAAUGAGGUUGUAGUGCCAACUGGCAUCUUUACUGUCAUGGUUCAAUGAAGAGCACUGUCAAGGUGUUCAUGCCAAAUCUGACCUAAUUUUUUAUAGGAAUUUUAGAAAAAUGGAAAACAAUCCUAACUUGGAUCUUCCAAAUCCCUCCCAUUGCUGAAAAACAAACUUCUUAAAAGUUUUCAAGCAUGACUGAUUUUUUGGGGGGGGUGGGGGGAGGGGGAGUAAAUGAUUAUUCAUUCAGAACAAAUAUUGAUGCUGAUGAAAAUUUACAAUAAUAUGGAAGCUGAAAUUGUAAUCACAUGUCCGUAAGAGAAGGUGGGCUAUAGGAUAUAUGUCAAAAUGGACUGGAAUUUACUUAUCUGUAGAGUUUGUAAGCAAUGGUGAGUAAUAAGUAACAGAAUCUUGACAGUGUUCUCGAAUAAUUAUGAAUUCAAGCCAUUCUGACUUUUACAAUUAAACAUUAUUUGCACUGUU